AUGGGGCUCGAGCCGCCAGGAAUAGGAGUCACCGCAUUAGAUGGAGAUCCCGGCGCGUCGGGCGCGGGAGUCGCAGCAGGCGCGUCAAGCUACGCGACGGCGAUUGCUUCGACGAGCUCGGCGGGCGACGAGGACCCGGGCGGGUUCGACGACCCGCUCUCCGCGCACGGCCUGGAGCUGCGCGGCCGCGGGCGCGGAUCCGGCGGCGCGCCGAAGUUCCCGGUGAACGCGGAGCUGAACGUUAAGGUGUACGUGUGGCGCGGCGCGCCGUGGGCGCUGGAAGUGGACGCCGUGGUGAACUCGACGAGCGAGAGCCUCGACCCCGCGCUCUCGUCGCCCGGCCUGCACGACGAAGCCGGCCCGGGGCUCGCCGAGGAGGAUGCGUGGGAGGGGGGCGGGGAUGUGGUUAGUUGCAGUUCACGGGAGAAUGCUGCAGCUGUUUCUCAUUCUUCUCCCUUCUCCUUCCGUCCUGCCAACUUUCCCACCUACGUCCAUCCCUCCGCUCUUUUUCCCCUGUUCUCCCUUCCUCACGACAACCCCCUCCCCCCUGGCAGCAUAGCGCUGCUGCCCAUCUACUCAGAGGCGAAAGGGUAUCCCAGGGAGCCCGCUGCUCACGUUGCCAUCCGCACGGUGAGGCGGUUCUUGGAGAAGCAUGGGCGGGGCAUGGCAGCGGUGGUGUUCUGCAUCCAGACGGACGACGACCACCUCAUCUACAAACGGCUGUUACCGCUGUACUUCCCGCGGGACAGCAGCGAGGAGGUGGCAGCGCAGUCGCUGCUGCCAGCGGACGUGGGCGAUGAGAAUGGCGAGAUUGUGAUCGCGGAGCGCAUGAUCCGCAUCUCCAAGAUGCCCUGCCUGCCCUCCUCUGCCAACAGCGCGUCAACAUCAAGUGCGCUCAUCCCAGCACAACCUCCCGGGCAGCUGUCCCUCUCCUCCACGUUCGACGACUCGCUCCUAGACCCAGCGUUCAUCAGCAUGGCCAAGGACCCCGACCAGCGCCGCGUGGAGCAGCGCGAGCACGCCGUGGCGUCGGCACAGACGGGGUGGAUCUGGCUGUGGGCGCGCUGCCUGGGGCUCGACCUGGGGGACACUGUGGUGUCGCUGCUCACUGCGGGCGAGCAGCUUGCGCUGCAUGGGCGGUACCUGGCACGCGCUGAGAAGCUGGACCUCACUGAAGUGCAGGACAUGCGCAUCAUGUACCGGGGCGGCACGGACUCAGCGGGGCGCAGUGUGAUGGUGGUGGUGGGGGCGCACUUCCUCGUGCGCUGCCUGGACCUCGAGAGCUUCAUCUUCCAUGCUGUCAAGGAGUUUGAGCCCAUCCUUCACCGUCCCUUCACCAUUGUUUAUUUCCAUGCCGCCACAACCCUACCAGCCAUGGCUGAUUAUGGGUGGAUGAAGCGCCUCCUGAAUGUGCUCGGGCCCAAGUUCAGAACGAACCUGCAUACGGUGUAUGCAGUUCAUCCAGACAUGCGGCUCAAGGGAACUGUGUGGGGCAUGCAACUGCUGGUGGACCCUCUGGUGUUCAAGAAAGUGAAGUAUGUGGGCAGAUUGCUUGAGCUGUUCAGACACGUAUCGCGAGAACAAAUAACAAUACCAGAGUUUGUCUUUAU
Closterium sp. Yama58-4 is the source of this 1610-nucleotide messenger RNA. The record is from the annotation of a GenBank genome assembly. Lineage: Eukaryota; Viridiplantae; Streptophyta; Zygnematophyceae; Desmidiales; Closteriaceae.